Stereum hirsutum FP-91666 SS1 is the source of this 4102-nucleotide messenger RNA. RefSeq lists its product as uncharacterized. NCBI's taxonomy places the organism in Eukaryota, Fungi, Basidiomycota, Agaricomycetes, Russulales, Stereaceae. The transcript is spliced from 9 exons. The record is from RefSeq and is a predicted model, not a curated record. The coding region runs from base 146 to 4102 and encodes 1318 amino acids.
GAAAUAGAGGUCUUGACGGCUCGGCGAAUCCUGUUGCGACCUCAUUCCUUGCCACACACCUGCGCUUGGUCCUUCCUGAGCUCCGCCAAGGCUGCGCGUACACAACACAAUUUGGACCGAACUCUGGAGCUCUCUUGCAUAGACCAUGUCGGUCUCGGAAGAGCUCGAGUCGUUGGUGGAAGAGCGGAUGGCUCAGUUGAGCGAAAUUUCCGACCGUCGCAGGGACUUACUACGCGAGAUGUAUUAUCUCAUUCAACGUCGCGGCAACGUGGGCUCAACGUUGUUUAAAGAGGAAGACGAGGGCGAGUAUACGGGCGUGGAAUACUUCAUUGAGCGGUUUGACUUGUCCAAAUAUCCUGAGGCUGGUAGCAUCUUGACCAUCCCUGAUUCCGAGCUUGAGGUUCCAUCUCCACAAGUUUCGAGAGAGCCGUCUAUAGAAGUAAAUGCGGACGAAGGCAUGAAAGACAGUACGCCGGAGUUAGUUCUCCAGACUCAGGACGCAGAACCACUACCCCCAGCCCAUCACGAAUCUCCUAUGUCCGAUCCUCCUAUAUCGUCUGCUCGACUGUCCGCAGAGCCUGAAGAAAUAUUGAACGUCGAAGGCGCGGAACCACCUCUAUCUGUAGAGUACCACGAGGUGGAUGCCGUGGAAGAGGGGCAUGAGGCCUCUGAGCCACCCAUACCAUUAAAUCCACGCUCCCCAUCUUCAUCUCUACCAACUAGCCAAGAAAUUGUCCAAUCUUCCGUUCGGAAUGAAUCGCCAAUUCAUACACAGGUCUCGAUCGACUUGCAAGAACCUCCGCAGACUGCUGUCGAUGUACGAGAUGCUGAGCUAGAUAACACGCAACUAGACGACAUGCCAUCGUCUCCUGCCUCAGACAUGCCGUUCGAGGGGCAGUCCUCACGCCAACCUUCCCGCUCGUCCCGCUCAAAAUCUGUGGUACAAUUAUCUCACCCUUCCUCGCCUGAACCGAAGUCCGACCCCAUCGUCGCCAAGGUCGAGCUGGAAGAUGUGGAGAUGGAAGACCUUGUACCGGAAGAAAAGACUGUCGUGCUCGAUCCCCCCGUACCCACCACGCAACCUACCGCUGAAGCAGAAGUAGUCAUGUCUCCCGCAGAGCUCGCUCUUCCUAUACACGAACCUACCAUCAUCACCAUUCCUUCCCGCCUGACCCCCAUUACCGCACCGCCUAGCUACAACUUCCCAUUGGAGCCCCCGCCAAGUGAGAUACCAGAACAACCUCGUUCACCUUUCCCCCUUCCAGACCGUGGCUAUACACUUCCUCCUCUCAAAGACCUACCUCCCGAAUUUCAACGGAAGAGCAAGUCAGGAAAGCAGCAGAAAAAACGCGAAAAGGAACGCGAAAAAGGGGACAGCCGUCGGGAAACCAAGGAGGAGUGGCAGUCGAGUGGGCUCAACAAGUUGGGGGUCAUGAUGCGUGCCAAUCCUAUCUACAGGAAGAUAUCCCGUACCGCGAAAUGUUUGAGUACUUCUGACUGGAAUGUUGCUCAUAACGAGCUACGCAUUAUUAGGGUCAUGGAGAAGAUAGAGGCGUUGAAAGACGAUGGAAAAUGGGGCUAUAGGCAGAUGAAGAAGCAACGAGGCGUAGGCGGUUUGACCAAGACACAUUGGGAUCAUCUCUUGGAAGAAAUGAAAUGGAUGCGCAUUGACUUCCGCGAGGAGCGCAGGUGGAAGAUUGCCCUGGCGUUCGACCUGUCCACGGCGGUACUCGAGUGGCAUCGUGCAGGUAGUGAAGCAGAGCGGAAACGACUGGGUAUCAUCGUUCUAUGGCACAAACCUCGUGAGGAAGAACAAGUCGAGGAGGUCGACGAUGCUCUUCCUGAGGAUCCCAUGGAUCGCGAAGAAUCUCAACCUGAGCAAGAUAAUCUUCCGCCUGGUGACUAUGGCUCGGACGACAGUGAUGACGAUCAAGAUCAAGACAAACAGGAUGUCGUCGAUGCUUUGGAACCUUCCGCCGCCGUCGACGACGCUAUCGAGGACUCUCAACGUACUCAAGUUGAGAUUCAGCCGUCUCAGUCUCAAGCUGUAGAUCAUGUUCGUCCGAAGGAAGAAGACAUGGACGACUCCUUCCCUCUGCGUGGCGCUACGGAAGCCCCAAUGGACGUCGACCAGAGUCAACAACCCACACCGGCAGCCGAACCCACCUCGCAGACUCCUGAUCCUGCAGUAUCUGCUCUGCGCCACAGUUCGAUCAAUCCUAUCUUGGGAGGUGAUCCUGCGCCAACGACCACCGGACACCCUACAACCACCUCCCACAAACCGAGUUCUAAGUCCAAUGCAUACGCACCUUAUCGCAGUCAAAUCGCAUACUCUGACGAGAGUACUCUGUUCCUUAAUCUCGACGAUUUCCCGCCUGUCAAGAAGCCCUCGUCGGCGUCAGCAGAGCAUGCACCUCCUGAAGAAGGCCCUCCACCCGCAGAUCUCGCGAGCUUGUUUCCCGAUCUCCAGAUGUACACCAUUUUGGAUGUAGCUCCCGAUGCUGUCACCACUUCUUCCACCUCAGAUAGCAAGAAGAAGACGAAAGUCGACAGAGAGGAUCCUCACAAACGGAUUGAGGAGGCUACCCUUAUGAAGUUGGCCCCUCUGAGUAGAUUUACGCGCGAGAAACCGACAUUGACUGGCCCUCUACAACCAUCGAAGCAUUGGAAGGACGGGCAUUGGACGGGAUUAGAUGACGGGCUCAGCUCGGCGGACCUCGAGGGCCCUCCUCCGAGGGUUGGUGACGAAACAUCAUGUGCUCUAUUCGAGAGUCGUAAGCAUGCAAACUAUGUCGACGAUGACUCCCGUUUACCUAGCACACCUGCGGACGCCGACAAAAGGAUGAGAGAGAUCUGGUGGACCACUCAAGACGAACAGCUCUUGAAGAAGCUAGCGGAGCGGUAUCCAAGGAACUGGACUCUGGUCGCCGACACGUUCAACUUCCAUCGACGCGCCGCCGGAUCUGACAAGAGGACUGAUUGGGAAUGCAAAGAGCGAUAUGUUUCGCGCUUUAUGGGUGGGCGCCGGGAACGAGACACCCCUCAUGCGGAUGGCGAAUCAUCAACAACGCCCGCCCGUCCUCAGCUGCAGAUGCAGACGCGCAAGAGGCUCGCGAGCAUCUCCAAUCCACCUGCGAAUGGGGCAUUGACCACGCCUGCCCCAGGGACAGAGGUCAGGAGACGGCGAAGACAUAUCCUUGUGUACGACACCGUGAACAAGCUGAGAAAGAAGAGGGAGCUAAACCAGAAGGCUAACGCAUCGCAGCGUAAGCCCAACUCACAGCCGCACGAUACCCACCUGCAGUACAAUAAGAUGCAAAGAUACGGUCCUUUAGAGUUGAGCAGGAUGAAGGCGGAGAAAGACUCCCAAAUAGCUCAAGCAAGGGCUGAGCAGAUGCGCCAGCAAAACGUACUUCAAGCACAGCGUAUGGCUGCCGCCAAUCAGGCGCAGCCCGUCCCACAGCAAGUACCCAACGGUCAGGCGAGGCCAGCAAACGGUAUGCCGCCCCAUCAAAGUGUGCCGCAGAUCCGACAGCAACAAGUGAAUAUUUCGCAGCAGCAACGCGUCCCUUCAGCUAUGGUCGCGGGCAACGUCCGGAUGUCACCCCAGCAACUCCAGAUGUUACACGCUCAAGUACAACAGCAGGCGCAACAGCAACAGCAACAGCAACAACGUCAGCACCCGCCUCCGCAUGUUGUUGCUGCGAAUGCAAACUUGGCCGCUGGAGCUCCCUCGGUCACUCAGACACACCUUUCGCCAUCAUAUGCUUCUCGAGCCGCCACCUCUUCUCCCUCGGUAUCUCAAUCGUCCCCGCCGCGCAAUUCCUCGACACCGAAUCCACCGCGACCGCCCUCUGCCCAACCGCACACCGGAAUGUUGCAGGCGUCCCCGAAUAUGCAGAGUCGUCCAGCUUCGAACAUGGCAGCCCACUACAUGCCCAUAGCGCAUCAUUCCCACCCCACACCGGAGAUGAUCGAGCAAAUGCGCCUUCAGAAUAUGGCGCAACAGCACCACCUUCGUCAAGCUCAGGCCCAGAUGCAGCUCUCCAACAACCAUGGUUCGGGUGGCCAGUACUCUGGGAUGCCGCCCCAGCAGGGCUGA